Messenger RNA from Esox lucius (northern pike), 1749 nucleotides. RefSeq names its product GPALPP motifs containing 1 (gene gpalpp1). The transcript is spliced from 7 exons. Bases 221 to 1288 code for a protein of 355 amino acids. NCBI's taxonomy places the organism in Eukaryota, Metazoa, Chordata, Actinopteri, Esociformes, Esocidae. The record is from RefSeq and is a predicted model, not a curated record.
GCAAAACUAAUCAUGUGACCACUGAAUGCCCCUUGAUCAUUGGAUGUUAAUUUUGUUUACUUCCGGUAGUAGAGGUCACAUCGGUUUUCAGUUUUUCGCUUCGUUCUACGUUGACGUCAAGGUGCUUAUUACUGCAAAAAAGAUUAUACAUCAGAUUGUAUAAUGUCAGACGAUGAUUUAAUAGGCCCUGCUUUGCCCCCGUCGUUCAGAAGGAGUAGCAAUGACGACUCUGAUGAUGAAGACGGAUGUCUGCUACCUAAUCGGGCCUGCACCUUCCCCAACAGUUGCAGGGCCUGCCCUGCCUCCGGGGUACAAACCGGAAUUGCUCUCGAGUUCUGAGGAUGAGUUCGUGCUGGAGGAGGUAGCGGUACUCAAAAGACGAGAGAAGACGAGCAGCGAGCAUGACACGAGCAGCGGACACGGGACGAGCAGGGAUGGACCCACCACGGAAAAACAGCGCAGGGUGGAAGAGAGAGUUAGUAGAAGGACUGCAGAUGAUGAAGACGAGGAUGGCUUCUUCGGGCCAGCUCUUCCUCCUGGGUUCUCCAAACCACAGGCUUCACCAGAGAGGCCAGCAGUUUUGGGGCCUGCCCUGCCCCCAGGCUUUUGCAGACUAGCAGCUGAUGGUGAUGAAGAUGAAGAUGAUUUCCCUGGUCCAGCCCUUCCCCCGGGUUACACUGCAGACAACUCAAGCAGCGAUGAAGAGGUUAUCGGGCCCAUGCCAGCACAAGGUGCCAUCCAGGACUCAGUGACUCUGGAUAUUGAACGCAGAGCGCAGAAGAUGAAGGACAGACUGAUGGGAAUAAAUGAUGGUCCGGAAGAGGUGGCCAGAGAGACCUGGAUGACAGAGCUUCCCCCCACACUGCAACACAUCGGCCUGGGCGCCAGAACCUUCAAGAAGCGGGCCGGACCAGAGAGCAAGGACCGAUCGCUCUGGACUGACACCCCCGCUGACCGGGAACGCAAACUCAGGGAACGCCUAGAGGGUAAGAAGAGUGAAGAAAAAGAGCCUGUCCCUCAACUGUCUUACAAAGAGUUACAGAUGGCUGAGAAAGUGUCAAAGUACAAUGAAACCAAGCGUGGCGAGUCUCUCAUCAGCCUCCACGAGAAGAAGAUGAAGAAGAGGAAAGCGGAUGAGGGAGCCAAGCCAGUGGAGAGACGGGCAUUUGACCGUGACACAGACCUGCAGGUUAACAAGUUUGAUGAGGCUCAGAAGCAGCGUCUGCUGAAGAAGUCCCAAGAACUCAACACACGCUUCGGACACAGCAAAGAGAAAAUGUUCCUCUGACAGCCUCAACAAAGGAUGCAGCCCAGCAAUAGCUGUUAUAGUCCACCUGACCCAGUUAUUGAUGGGAACGUUCCGGGUUCAUGUCAAGGCAGUUAAACUGUGGAGCGCCCACCUUUUCAGAAGUUGCAUAUCUAGAGUUCUCCCAGAUGGAUAGGAUUAAAUGCAUAUAAAGUAAUGAGUAGAACAUGAUUCCCCAUUAUUUGUCAAAUCUAUUCAUUAUAUUUCUAUAAAAUUGUUCCAAGAUGACCAGAUUACAUUGUAGUGAAUGUGGUCAGAGCUGUACAGUUGGUGUAGGAAUAACUUGUAUUGUUUGGCACUGCUCUUCUUCCUGGGGUAUGUUGGUUUUGCAGCCCUACCUGUGGUGCGAUGGAUUCCAUGUUUUUAUCAUUUAGCCGCUGUUUUGUGAGAUGCAAUUAUUUUCAUAUGUAUGUGAGUUGGUUGAUAAAACAUUUGAAAAAGUU